AUGGCCCAAGGGAAUUUAAAGCUCAGUAAAAAGAAAUCCAGUGGUAGAGUCACCAAACACCAAAAGAACCCAAAGAAAGCUGCUCCUAAAAUCUUCAAGUCGAAAAAGGGUGGGAUCAGUGAAAAAUUGUUGAAACAACAAAGUAGCACAAUUCUGUCAAGUACCGAAAGAUUGAUUGCCUCAAGAGUCGGUCACUUAGAACUAAUUAAAGGUUCCAGAAGAGAAAUCGAAAAGAAACAAAAGGAAAAAGAAGACAAGAAGAAGAAAUAG
Messenger RNA from Saccharomycopsis crataegensis, 270 nucleotides. RefSeq lists its product as uncharacterized. The transcript has a single exon. The record is from RefSeq and is a predicted model, not a curated record. Bases 1 to 270 code for a protein of 89 amino acids. Lineage: Eukaryota; Fungi; Ascomycota; Saccharomycetes; Ascoideales; Saccharomycopsidaceae.